Anas platyrhynchos (mallard) is the source of this 989-nucleotide messenger RNA. RefSeq lists its product as uncharacterized. Lineage: Eukaryota; Metazoa; Chordata; Aves; Anseriformes; Anatidae. The record is from RefSeq and is a predicted model, not a curated record.
CAGCACCCCAGAAGAAUGUCUUACUACGAGCAGUGCAAGCAGCCCUGCCUGUUCCCUUCCUUCUGCGUGAAGAAAUGCAACCAGUGUGUGGAGCCCUGUGAGCCGGUGUGCGUGGAGCCCUGCAGCAACAUCUGCGUGAAGCCAUGCUCCACGCAGUGCGUGGAGGUCUGUGCCCCUAAGUGUGUGGAUGUCUGCCAGGCUCCCUGUGCCUCCGAGUGCACCACAUGCUGCACCACCCAGUGCGUGGAGCCCUGCAGCACCCAGUGUACCACCCAGUGCACCACCCAGUGCGUGGAGCCCUGCAGCACGCAGUGUACCACCCAGUGCGUGGAGCCCUGCACCACGCAGUGCGUCGAGGUCUGUCCCCCCACAUGCAUCGAUGCCUGCAUAAAGCCCUGUGAAACCCAGUGCCCGACCCACUGCACCACCCAGUGCGUGGAGCCCUGCAUCAGCCAGUGCUGCACCAAGUGUGUGGAGCCCUGCCCGCCGGCGUGCGUGGAGGUGUGCGCUAAGAAGUGUGAUACGUGCGAGACCGUGUGCCUGGAGCCAUGCGGCACUGUCUGCUCUCACCCGUGCUAAUUGCCUUAAUUGAAUGGGCCUUGCGAGCACCCCCAACACUUUGGUGCAUUGCAAUAUCCACGGGCUCAUGAGCAUCCAUGGAAUGAAACACAGAUUACAGACCCACCUGCGACGUACCAAGACCUCUCCCAACAUGGUUAUCCCACGUUUUCUUUGACUUGGAAAAUAUUUCUCUGAAUUUUUCCAGCCUGGACCUUUUCUUCCUAUGCUACUUCUGCUACUUCUAACUCAGCGCCUUUUUCUUGGUAACUGCAGUUGACCAUUAUUAUACCACGGGGCAUCUUGGCAGAGGCUGUGCUAUGAGAAGUUGGUGUUGGAAGAUGUCUCCACUUCCAUUCUAUAAUUCUCAUCUUGUCUUUUAAUGCAUGUCUUCUUGCCUUUCAAUGUCUAUGUGCAGCAAUAAAAAUUGA